AUGUCUGUCACCAAAACUACUGUUCUAUUGGCCUCUCUUGCUGCCAUUGCCUCUGCCCAAUCUGGUUACGAAGUUGCUGAGUUCAAUGCUAUUUUAGUCGAUGUUCAAGCUCAUUUACAAGAAUACAUGUCAUUGGCUAUGAAUAAUGCUGACUUCACUAUUCCAAGUGGUGUUUUGGAAGUUUACGAACAAUUGACUACUUACACUGAUGAAACCUACACCACUUUGUUCUCAGCGAUCAACUUUGCCCAAGUUACUACCGUUAUGGAACAAGUUCCAUGGUACUCUUCAAGAUUGAUUCCAAUUAUUUCCUCCUACAUGGAAGCACACAGUAUUACCGAAACCGAUGGUGCUAGCUCUGUUGUUGCCACCUCAGCCGCUGCUUCAUCUAUUGUCUCUUCCUCUGCUGCUGCUUCCUCCUCAUCAGGGGCUGUCUCCUCAUCUUCCUCUGCUGCUGACUCCUCAUCCUUAUCUGCUUCUUCAGCUUCUUCUUCAUCUGCUGCUUCUUCAUCCUCAUCCGCCGCUUCUUCAUCCUCAUCCGCCGCUUCUUCGUCCUCCUCCUCAUCUGCUUCUGCUUCUUCUACCGCUGCUUCCAACGGUACUUCAAGCUCUUCUGCAAACGCUGGUGCCGCUUUGAACAUGGGUAUGUUCUCUGCUGGUAUGGGUGCUGCCAUUGCUGGUGCCGCCGCUUUAUUGUUAUAA
Naumovozyma dairenensis CBS 421 is the source of this 702-nucleotide messenger RNA. RefSeq names its product SRP1/TIP1 family protein. NCBI's taxonomy places the organism in Eukaryota, Fungi, Ascomycota, Saccharomycetes, Saccharomycetales, Saccharomycetaceae. Gene Ontology annotation, cellular component: fungal-type cell wall; fungal-type vacuole. Gene Ontology annotation, biological process: fungal-type cell wall organization. The transcript has a single exon. Bases 1 to 702 code for a protein of 233 amino acids. The record is from RefSeq and is a predicted model, not a curated record. Gene Ontology annotation, molecular function: structural constituent of cell wall.